AGCGUCAGAGGAGGAGGAGGAACAGGAGCUGCUGGAUCCGCCUGCCAGUCCAGAUUCAGGGUUUAUUUCUCCUCGCCGCGUCCAGCUGGUUCUGAUCCGGUUCUCCCGGGACCAUCUCAGUCUGUCCGGCGGCUCCAGCUGCCGCGGUUCGGACAGCCGGGUCGGGUUCCUCCGGGUCAGAGGGGAGAUGAGAAUCAUUUAUUAGCUGCAGCGUCAGGAAGGAGCUUUAGGAAGUUUGGUUAGGAAACCCUGAUCCCGUCCGCAGAGACGAACCGAACCGAACCGAACCUCCAGGAUGCUGUCAGGGAAUCCCGGGACUUAAUUCCUGAUCCACGGAUCCGGAUCUUCUGUGAGGAACGAGAUUAUUUCAGUUUUUGUUCUGGAAUCAGGAGGAAGUUUGAUCUGCAUCUCCUGAACUCUGAGGAGAAAAUCUGGAGUUUCCGUCCAGAUCCAACAGAACCGUAAAGAGUUCGGUUUCCUGACUUGAUUGGAUCAUUUAGGAGUAAAAAGGAAAACAUCAGAUUUACCUGCCAGGUACUGAAGAUCAAACCUGCAGCUGUCGGGUUUCCAUCCCGUCUUCAACAGAACCAGUUUGGACCAUUUAGGAACCAGACGAAGUUCUGCUGGUUUCAUUUUCCUGUUCGGCGUUAAAUCGGAUCGUCUGGAAGGAAACUGAAGGUUUCCUGCUGUUUCCUGACCCAGUUUAAGGUUCGGAUUCUUCAGCAGCUUCAGAAAAAACUGAGGAGUUUGAUUCACUUUGGAGGAAAUGAACCUGCUGCAAACUUUAAAGAUCCUCCCUCUGAAGAAAAGAUCCAGGAUUUUCUCCGUUUCCUUCUUUUUGUCUUUAGUGUCGUUUUUAUUGUGGAAAGUUUUUUAACUUCACAUGAACUGUGACGAAGGGUAGGGUACCCAAACCAGAAGAAUCUGGAAAUGAAACCGAUUCAUUUCUGCAGGAAAAACUUCAGCUUCCUGCUGGACGAUGGACAGGUCAGCCAGUUUCCACCAAACAGGGUUUUCUCCGUUUUCUCCGUUUUCUCAAGUUUCAAAGCAAAGUUUUACAAUAAAACUGAAAUAUUUUAUUCAAAUUAAAAGCAGAAGAAACAAAAACAAACAAGAAUUUCUGGACAUGGAGGAUUUUCUUCACUUUGGCAACAAAAACAUCAUGAAAACCAGAUGAAAAAUGGAGAAUUAAAAUCCAACGAUACGCAGAUGACAACGUUAUUUAUAUCAAAGCUCAGAAAACUUAAUCUGAGUUUGUUAAUCUGAGCUCAUCCAGUUUAUUAAGGGAUUAUAAUUUCCUCUGAAGUUGGACGAGAGUUUGGUUUGUUUCCUCUGGUUGCCAUGGUGCCUGGAGCGCCGGGCGGCGGUGCAGGCAGCGGCGGGCGCGGCGGCGGCGGACGCUGCCUGCUGCGCUGGUUGGGCCUGCGGCUCUGGUCCCGCCGGGGAACGCUGCUCUUCGCUCUGCUCUGGUUCGGAUCCUGGCUCUUCCUCAACGGCCUGGUUCUGGUCCACCGGACCAUCCUGUCUGACUUCUGCACCGACGACAAGAGCAAGAGGAUCCUGCAGCGUCUGUGUCUGGACUUCAGCCGCGGCUCGCUGAGCGGAGAUCUGUGUGAGGAUCUGUGUGUCGGCGGCCUGGUGGAGUAUCAGCGCUGCCUUUACUACGAGAACGGAAAGAAGGUGAUGGAGGCGCGAUGGAGGGGAAACCGGGUCAUCCUCAAGUCCAAACUGGAGAACUUCUCCUCCUACGAGCCGCUGGGCCUCCUGGACUACCAGGAAGCAGGAGAGGAGCUGUCGGCGCUGGACGUGGUUCUUUACGCCACUCUGGAGGUGAGAAACUCUCUGGGUCUGGCUGAGGAGGAGGAGGAGGAGGAAGAGGAGGGAGGAGGAAGGAACGGCUCCAGCCUGUGGAGGCAGAAACUGAAGCUGAGAGAGAAAAGUUACUCCAGAGCCGAUCUGGGCUCACUGUGGGCCCUGCUGCAGCAGGAGGAGUACACCUUCCUCAGAGUUCUGCAGGACCUCAGCCCCCAUGUGGCCCAGGUUCUGGGCUCCUGCGGCCAUUUCUACGCCGUGGAGUUCCUGUCGGCCGGACACGCCUGGGACCAGAACCUGUUCUCCAUGGACGAGGUGCCGGGUCACGCCGGAGGUUCUGGUCGGUGGAGCUCCAGGCUGGUGGUGCAUCGGAUCGCGCUGAGCUUCAUGGACAUGGUCCGGCACUUCGACGACGACUUCACUCACAAACUGCAUCUGUGUGACGUCAAACCGGAGAACUUUGCAGUCCGGAAGGAUCUGACGGUGGUGGCCAUCGACGUGGACAUGGCGUUCUUCGAGCCCAAGAUGAGGGACAUCCUGGAGCAGAACUGCAGCAGCGACGACGACUGUAACUUCUUCGACUGCUGGUCCAGGUGUGAGGCGCAGCGGCGGCGCUGCAGCCCGCGGCGCCGCAACACCAACCUGCAGGUGAUUUGUGAGAAAAUCUUCAGGCCUUGGUUUUCUCCCACCGUUCUGGGGGCCAAAGCAGGGCUCCCCCUGCAGGUGGAGCUGCAGCGAGCCGUGCAGGACUGCUCCGAGACCGACGGCGGCGCCGGCGACGAGGGCGGAGCCCGCAGGGUCCAUCAGCGCCUCCUGGCCGUCCUCAGAGCCCUGCUGCAGGAGGAAGUGGCUCCUGAGGACAGGAAGUGGACAAAAGACGAAGCGGAGCACGUCCACACGGCGCUGAACUUCUGAGAGGAACCAAACAAAACAUCCUUCAUGAUGAUCGGACUGUUCUGAAGACAACUGUUCCAGAACCUCAUCAGAACCUCAUCAGAACCUCGUCAUCACAUCAGAACCUCAUCAGAACCUCGUCAUGACAUCAGAACCUCAUCAGAACCUCGUCAUCACAUCAGAACCUCAUCAGGACACCAACCGGUCAGAUCUGAUCCAGAAAGUCUGGAUAAACGUUCCAAUCUAAAUGUUCUGAAGUUCUGGUCGUUUUCACCAACAUGGAGGAACUUUAGUUUGAUCUGCAGAGAAAAUCCCAGAUAUUUACAAAAUAAUAUUAAUAAUGUUUACAAAAUAAUCCCAGAUAUUUUACAAACUGUUUCAAAAUCAGAUGUUGGUGGUUUGGAAACAAAUGUA
This is a messenger RNA of Xiphophorus hellerii (green swordtail), 3120 nucleotides long. It is a transcript of the gene dipk1c, whose product is annotated as divergent protein kinase domain 1C. The transcript has 10 exons. The record is from RefSeq and is a predicted model, not a curated record. Bases 1342 to 2727 code for a protein of 461 amino acids. NCBI's taxonomy places the organism in Eukaryota, Metazoa, Chordata, Actinopteri, Cyprinodontiformes, Poeciliidae.